Varanus komodoensis (Komodo dragon) is the source of this 5949-nucleotide messenger RNA. RefSeq names its product MAGUK p55 scaffold protein 4 (gene MPP4). The record is from RefSeq and is a predicted model, not a curated record. Gene Ontology annotation, cellular component: adherens junction; plasma membrane. Bases 3398 to 5287 code for a protein of 629 amino acids. Gene Ontology annotation, molecular function: protein binding. The transcript has 19 exons. Lineage: Eukaryota; Metazoa; Chordata; Lepidosauria; Squamata; Varanidae.
GGAAAAAGGCAGUAUAUAAAUCGGAAAAAAACUUGCAAAAUCUGUUCUGUUUUCUGGACUUUGAUUCUCCUCUUCUUUAGGAAAUAGACGGUAUUCCUCUGAUAAUGUCCAUGUUUAAAUCCUAGAAUUAAGUUUAUCCACUGUGCAUAAGGUAUAUACUUGUUAAAGGGGUGUAUACCAAGUUUUCAUUCUCCAAUAUCAGCAAUUUGUGGAUAAUGCUGGAGGUUUAGGGGAGGGAGCGCUGAAAGAAAGAUCCUCAGCACCAUUUGUAACAGUGAUGUUGAAGUAUUUUAAAGCAUGAAAUAGCAAACGAUAUAUAAUUAUCAAGGGCCAGCUGACGCAGAUUUAAGGACAGUUGAUUUGCACUCCAACACAGUGGAGGACAGAUUCUGCACUUGUGCCAUCAUUUUGUACUUUACUGUAUUUUAUUUUUUAUUUAAACCACCAACCAAAUCCAGCAACUGUAGCAAUGUAUUGAAGAGCUCACUUAGAACUGAAGAAAAGGUUGCCUUUGAGUAUCUGCUAAGCCCAGGAAAGAUGAGCUUACAGAUCUGCACAAAAAUCCACUUCUGGUUAUCCCAUGCUUUCUUCAUUUUAGAAGCCUUAAAUAGGGGGUAGGGAAUCAUUUUGUUGCUGCUACUGGAAUUCCAAAAUCCUUGCCAACCUGCUGCAAAUCACCCAGAGAUCUACCAGUAGAUUUUAAGCUAACUUUUGCCAACCGCUGAUUUAAGACAUCUUAUUUAGGUUUUUGUUUGCUUGCUUAAAAAAAAAAAAAAAACCUUCCCGAAACCUAUGAAUAGCAAAAUUUUCACACAGCCCAUUCCCUUCCUCACACACACCCCUUAGAGAGAAACCUCAUAUCGAACCAUUGCUACCUAGCUUUCACAAGUUCAUUGUUUUGUUUAAACAGCAAAUGGAAUUGGUCUACCCCUCCUCUGCUAUUCCCAGAAGAGAAGACUCAACCACAAAACACCACACUUAUCUGUCUUCCUCACUUACUAUCUUCUGCCUCUGUUGCCUCUUCUGUUUUAACACAUGCUUGGAUGAACAAUCCACCCCCUUCCUCCUCCCUCUCAGAUGCAUUCCCUUCCCUCCUUAUCUCCAGUUGCAAUGAUUCGCCAUCUUCUGGUAUUAACUUCGUAGGCACUGGAUAUGUUGCCUAGUUUAGUUUUUCAUGCAUCCUGAUUAGACAUGCUGGCUGAAUCCCCCCCCCCCCCCACACACACACACUUUCUUCUUAGCUACCUUUUUUCGUGUUGGUAUCCAGUCUGGCAGAUGAAAGGAAGCAAGUUCUAAAUAUAGGUCCUAAGAAGGGCAGGAAAAAGUGACAGUAAUUCCUUCUUCUCUGAUAAGAAGAUUGAGGUAAUACAUCUCUUGCUGUACUCCAAGUUUUCCAUCUGAAAAGCAAUCCCGGGAAAAUGGCCACUGCCUUGAUUUGCUAAACCUGAAAAUAACAAAUUCACAUCUUUUAUUCCAGGUUGGUAUAUAUUUUUUUCUAUUUUUAUACUGUCUAAUUUUUGUUUGAGUUUCUUUGUAUGACACAAUUGUAUUUUUAAGCCAUUGGCCAAAGGGUCUCUAAGCUGUUACAUUUCUAUGGUUAUUGUGCUUGAUGGCUUUGCCUUUGUGUGAAAUUAAAACAUUGUAUACAGAGAUCAAGAUGAUCAGUGCUACCUUUUAACUAGAAGCACAGAAAUACCUUGCAAGCUCAGUUAGUAAAACAUUUUAGAAAGCACUAGGAUUCUUGGUAAACUUGCUUCUGGAGACCUGGGCUUCUCCCAGAGAUUCACUGCUGUUAGAAUCACAGUAUAGUGAGAAUCUGUUCGUGGAAUGAAAGAAUCCCCAGAAGAGCAUAAUUUUGUUUUUUGAUCCCCCCUUUCCCUUUCCAGUGAUGAGUUCUGACAAUAUCAUCUCUCUGGCAGCACUUUCAUAGCAAACUAGGAACUGAUGUUCUUGUAUUAAAGAAGUAUAUUCUCUUCCUCGUUAAUCCUUUGCUUAAAAUAGAUUGAGCUUGCAUGUGUAGUGCAAAGGCCACUGAGAACACACUUCUGAAUUGCUUAAAAAGAAUUAUGGCACAGUUCAUGUGUUGCUGAGAGUUGCCUUCUGUUGCCAUUAUGCUCAAAAGCUACAUGCAAUUUCCCAUGCUACACAACUUUUGCAAUAAUAACCAAAAGAGACUGUUCUCUGUAGUCGCUCCUUUCACAUAUGCAUGCCGCUGUGAAGCAAACAGUUUUUUAAAAGAGAUAAUUGUGGUAAUGUGACCCAGAUAUUCAGAAACACUCUGACAGUGAGCAUCUCUCUAGUUGUUUUAUAUAACAAACACAGCCAAAAUAAGAUUCUCUAGUGUUAAACAUAUCAUGGAAAGAAAUUGAGAAGGAGUUAUGCAAGCCUAAAUCUCACUUUCUGUCACCUAAACAAUUUAGGAUUUACCUGCCCAUGGUCUAAUUCAAUACCCUUCUAGUACUACCUGUGGAGAAGAAUUUGAGUUGAUGCUGUUCCUUCCUAAGCUGGUAUUGUUGGCCAUUAGGAGAGAGUCAGUUGUGACAGCAGAAGACACAGUUUAAGCUGUCCACCCCUUGACCUUCCCUUGCAGAUGUUCCUGGAGUAGUGUGGAGGCAGCAGCUGGGUUUUUUCUGGGUUUGGUUCCUCUGAAACAACUGAACCAGUGCACACAGAUCAUAGGCAGAAAGGACCUAGCAGUAGAAUCAUCCUUUUCUGAGUUGGGAUUCACCGAGUGCCAGGACAGCACCUCCACACAUAUACCCGUCAGUUAUUGUAUACCUUCCCACGUCCACCAUGUACUAAAUGUCACAAUGGAGAACCAAGGGUGCUGCAGAAAGGGAAAUAUGAAACAGAGGACUCAAUUAUAUUUUCCAAGAGGACAAAAUUAUCUUCGGGAACAAUAAAUAGAUCUGGCACAGAACUAACUACGAUGCUCAGUCACAUCCUCUCUAAAUGUGAUUAAAACUCACCAACACCAUUCCAACUUGUAAUUAGGCACAAUUAGAGAUAUCACGCUAUUUCAUCCUAGACAUAUUUACCCUUGCCUAUGGUAUGCCUUGAUGUACCCCUUAAUGGUGAGAAAACAACUUAAGGAUCAAUUUGCUGAGAUUUCCCUUUUUAAAUCCCAGUGAGUGACAAACCGGGAAAGGUGUUGCAGAUAACCCUUCAUAAGUGCAUCCCAGGCUGUAUUUUGACUCCUGGUAUGAUUUUGCUUAUACAGUACUCCCAGGAGCAGAGUUCCAGAAGUAUGUGCAUCUAAUAAUUAACUACCAAAGGUGGUGUUUUACAUGCAUACAUCUUGAUUUAAAAGCACCAUAAAAAUCUCAUGUUUUACUCUUCAAGACUCCAUAAAUAACUCUUUAUUUUGCUUUGUUUUCUAGUGGGACUUCUGAUUUUCAUGCAGCAGAUGAUCCACUUGGAGAAAAGAGGCGAAUCCCCAAGAAUGAAGGAGAAAGCAGAGAGGGCGGCACGGUUGUGCAGCCAUGAAAAUGGUUUAUUUCACCUUCUAUCUCUGGUCCUCCAAGAGCUGAGCCUGUUCUAUAAGAGAGAUGUCAAUGGAGUUGGUAUGUUAUAUGACCUGCUCAGUUCUCCGUGGCUACAGGCUCUCCUAAAGGUUUAUGAAUGCCUUCAUCAGUAUAUCAAAAGGAGACCAGUUCCGCUCACCCUGCAGGCACGAGCACUAACCCAUGAGGUUGUGGAGUUGUUGCGUGGAGUCCAGCAGUCUCCAGAGGCUAAAGAGCUCAAGCGACUUCUGCGGGGACCACACUUCAAGGCCUUACUUUCAGCUCAUGAUAUUGUGGCCCAAAAAGAUUAUGAACCAAUUCUUCCACCUCUACCAGAUAACAUCCCUGAAAAUGAGGAGGCUAUGAGAAUUGUCUGCCUGGUGAAAAACAAGCAGCCACUUGGUGCCACUAUUAAACGCCAUGAGCUAACAGGAGAUAUUACAGUAGCAAGAGUUAUCCAUGGUGGAUUAGCAGACAGAAGUGGGCUUUUGUAUGCUGGAGAUAAAUUGGUAGAAGUGAACGGCGUUCCAGUGGAGGGACUAGAGCCAGAGCAAGUAAUCCACAUACUGGCGCUCUCGCAGGGAACUAUUAUGUUCAAGCUGAUUCCUGUUUCCGAUCGACCAGUCAGCAAUCAGACAACAAUCUAUGUGCGAGCAAUGGCGGAAUACUGGCCUCUGCAGGACCCUGCUAUUCCGUGUGCGGAUGCUGGACUGCGAUUUAAGAAGGGGGAAAUCCUCCAGAUUGUGGACCAGAAUGAUGCUCUCUGGUGGCAAGCAAGAAAAAUCUCAGACCUCAGCGCUUGUGCUGGACUCAUCCCUUCAAACCACCUUCUGAAGAGGAAGCAACGGGAAUUCUGGUGGUCUCAGCCUUUUCAACCCCACACCUGCCUCAAGUCAACAAUCUUGAGUACUGUGGAAGAAGAAGAUGACAUGCAGAUUGAUGAGAAGUGCGUAGAAACAGAAGAGGAAGAAUUCAGUGGAUCUGGUCAGCAGGUUUUCAUUACUGGUUUCCGGAGAAGCAUGCGCCUCUGUCGCAGGAAGACCCACAACAGCCACCUGCCAUGUUAUGCUCGGUGCCCCAGUGGCUGCUACAGUGCUGUGGCAGCUCCUUAUGAAGAGGUGGUGAGGUACCAGCGGCUCCCUGGGGAUCGAAACAGACUUAUUGUCCUUGUAGGGCCUUCAGGUGUUGGAGUGAAUGAGCUACGGAGGCGGCUUAUCGAAAUAAACCCUCAUCACUUCCAAAGUGCAGUGCCACAUACAACCCGGGUUCAAAAGAGCUAUGAAGAGAAUGGGCGAGAGUACCACUAUGUACCAAGGGAAACAUUUGAAAAUAUGGUAUACACUCACAGAAUGCUGGAGCACGGGGAGUACAAGGGAAAUCUUUACGGCACAAGCAUCGAUGCGGUACGUGCAAUACUUGAUGAGGGGAAGAUCUGCAUAGUGGAUUUGGAGCCUCAGAAUAUUCAGUUGGCCCGUACUCAUGAACUGAAACCCUACAUUAUAUUUGUUAAGCCAUCAAGCAUGAGCUGUAUGAAGCAGUCUCGGAAAAAUGCUAGGAUAAUUACAGACUACUAUGUAAACAUGAAAUUUAAGGAAGAAGACCUGCAGGAGAUGGAAGAGUCUGCUAAAAAGAUGGAAACUCAGUUUGGCCAGUUCUUUGAUCACGUGAUUGUGAAUGAUGAUUUGCAGGAGGCCUGCAUGCAACUACUGACCGCUGUGCGCCGAGCACAGGAUGAGCCUCAGUGGGUUCCAGCAACAUGGAUAUGCUCAGACCAUCAGCCAUAAUCUGUGGGAUUAGACAGCUUCACAAAGAUUAGUGCUCAUGCUUCACUAAAAUCAUUGUACUGAUUGAAUUGCCAGAAAUAAUUUAUCUGUGUUUGAAGGGAAUUUGGAGAGGUUUAGGCAAAACAAUAUUGUAAAAAUAUGGCAAUUUUGGCUGUUUUCACACAACAUUUUAAGCCAGGAACUGUGAAUGAGCAGCAUCCUGAUGCACAGAACCCAUUCACUCCCACUUCUCAUUUAUUAAAUUUAUAUCCCACUUUUUUUUUUUUUUGAAGAAUUCUAAGCAACUUACAUCAUUCUCCUCUUGCUGCUCUCAAUCAUCCUCACAGCAACAACCCAGUGAGUUAUGUAGGUUGGGCUGAGUCCGUGACUGGCUCAAAGUCACCCAGUGGGCUCCAUGGCUGAGUACAGACUGGGACCAAGGUCACCUGACUCCCCAGCCUGCAGUCUUAACCACCGCUCCACACUGGUUCACACCCACUUUGGGUGGGCAAGUAAACAACACAGGAAAGGGAGCCUCAUACAAUAUUUGAAACCAGGAUAAUGGUUUAUUUUAUUUAUUUAUUUUUAUUUAUUUUUCGAUUUAUAUCCUGCCUUUUUCCUACAAAGGGCUCAAGGCAGCUUACAUCCUCCUCCUCCAUCUUAUCCCCACAACAACAACCCUG